Molecule: messenger RNA, 571 nt
Organism: Saimiri boliviensis boliviensis (Bolivian squirrel monkey)
Lineage: Eukaryota; Metazoa; Chordata; Mammalia; Primates; Cebidae
Gene: COX6A1
Product: cytochrome c oxidase subunit 6A1
Biological process (GO): mitochondrial electron transport, cytochrome c to oxygen
Cellular component (GO): respiratory chain complex IV; mitochondrial inner membrane
Molecular function (GO): enzyme regulator activity
Source: RefSeq, a predicted model, not a curated record
AUUUUCUACUUCCGCUUCCGGCGCUGCGGAGGUCCAGGUCGAAGAUGGCGGUAGCUGUUACGUCUCGGCUUUCUAGGCUGCUGGGUCGGUCCCGCCCACAGCUGGGGCGGCCUAUGUCGAGUGCCGCCGAGAGCGGAGAAGGUUCAGCUCGCAUGUGGAAGAUGCUCACCUUCUUCGUCGCGCUCCCGGGGGUGGGAGUCUGCAUGCUGAAUGUGUACCUGAAGUCGCAAAAAGAGCACGAGAGACCCGAGUUCGUCGCCUACCCUCAUCUCCGCAUCAGGACCAAGCCGUUUCCCUGGGGAGAUGGUAACCAUACCCUAUUCCAUAACUCUCAUGUGAAUCCACUUCCAACUGGCUACGAAGAUGAAUAAAGAGAAUCUGGACCACUGUCUGGGCAUCAGGGACCACAGCACUGGUUUGGACCAUUACUCUGCACAUGGACCAGAAAAAGUAUAUGGGACCUUAAGCUCACCUUCUUUACCUGUAUCAGUUGAUGACUGGUAUACUGAUCUUCCAUUCUUUUGCUUGUGGCAGGAGAUGGCUUAAAUAAAUAACUUAAACUUAGAUUGGU